This is a messenger RNA of Chaetura pelagica (chimney swift), 3230 nucleotides long. It is a transcript of the gene VWA8, whose product is annotated as von Willebrand factor A domain containing 8. Gene Ontology annotation, cellular component: cytoplasm. NCBI's taxonomy places the organism in Eukaryota, Metazoa, Chordata, Aves, Apodiformes, Apodidae. The coding region runs from base 73 to 2952 and encodes 959 amino acids. The transcript is spliced from 25 exons. The record is from RefSeq and is a predicted model, not a curated record. Gene Ontology annotation, molecular function: ATP hydrolysis activity; ATP binding.
ACUGUCACUAUUGGAGAUGUGUCUUUUAAGCUCAAAACACCGAAGAACCCAGAACUUGUUCCACAAAACUACAUGAUAGAUUCUUUGGCCCAGGCUGUAGUCCACCAUUUAAGAUGGAUAAUGCAGAAGGACCUUCUUGGCCAAGAUGUCUUUCUUAUUGGUCCUCCUGGGCCUCUCCGGCGCUCUAUUGCCAUGCAGUAUCUGGAGCUAACAAAGCGGGAGGUUGAAUAUAUUGCGCUGUCAAGGGACACCACAGAAACUGACCUCAAACAGCGACGAGAGAUCCGAGAUGGGAGUGCUUUUUAUCUUGAUCAGUGUGCAGUUCGUGCAGCUACCGAAGGCAGGAUUCUUGUGCUGGAAGGUUUGGAGAAGGCUGAGCGGAAUGUCCUGCCAGUGUUAAACAAUUUGCUGGAGAACAGGGAAAUGCAACUUGAAGAUGGUCGUUUUCUCAUGUCUGCAGAGCGUUAUGACAAACUUCUUCAGGAUCAUACAAAAUCAGAGUUAGAUGCAUGGAAGAUUGUUCGGGUCAGUGAAGAUUUCCGAGUGAUAGCGUUGGGCCUGCCAGUACCGAAAUACUCUGGUAACCCCCUGGAUCCACCUCUUCGCUCUCGAUUUCAAGCCAGAGAUGUUUAUCAUCUGCCCUUUAAGGACCAUCUUCAGCUAUUAUAUUCAAUUGGACCAAACAUUUCCACAGAGAGAAUUUCUCAGCUCCUGUCUUUUGCUACAACUCUGUGUUCUCAAGAAUCUUCUACAUUGGGACUUCCAGAUUUUCCUUUAGACAGCUUAUCGGCUGCAGUUCGGAUUUUGGAUUCCUUUCCUAUGAUGUCAGUCCAGCAUGUUAUUGACCGGCUUUACCCCUACAAUGUUUUCCUUGGAAAGGAAGGCAAAACUGCAGUCAAAGAUGCCUUAAAACGUUUUGAGCUUCAAGAUUCAGAGAGAAGCAUGCUUCCCAAGAAGAUUACAAAAGUAGAAAGUGUAAAUGGAAACAAACCCUUCCAGGCUGAUGUAACUGUCCAGAUUGGUGAAAAAGAAGUGACAUUUCAGGUUCCAGCUGGGACUGGGCUGUUAAAAAGGUGUCCUCAAUCAGAUACUUUCAUAAGGACUUCCAGCCAUAAUCAACUGUUGGCAGAAAUGAUGCAAUCCCAUAUGGUUAAAGACAUGUGUUUAAUUGGAGGAAAAGGCUGUGGCAAAACAGUUAUUGCUAAAGAGUUUGCUGAUACACUGGGAUACAGCAUAGAACCUAUAAUGCUCUACCAGGAUAUGACAGCUAGAGAUUUGCUGCAGCAGAGGUAUACUCUUCCUAAUGGAGACACUGCUUGGAGACCAUCGCCACUUGUUACUGCUGCCCUGGAAGGAAAGCUUGUUAUUCUUGAUGGCAUUCAUCGAAUUAACCCUGGCACUCUAGCUGUACUUCAAAGACUAAUACAUGACAGAGAACUGACUCUCUAUGAUGGCACCAGAUUGUUAAGAGAAGAUAGAUACCAAAACUUAAAAGAAGAAUUACAGAUCUCUGAUGAGAAACUACAGGAAAGGUCUAUCUUUCCUAUCCACCCUUCUUUCAGAAUAGUGGUCUUAGCAGAACCCCCUGUCAUUGGAAGUAGUACCCAACAAUGGCUUGGUCCGGAGUUUCUGACUCUGUUUCUUUUUCAUAACGUUCGACCUUUAAGCAAAAAUGAAGAAAUGCAAGUUAUUAAAGAAAUGGUUCCAAAUGUACCCAGUGUUGCUGUGAAGCAGUUGUUGUCCUUAACACACAAGCUUCGGGAGACAAAUGAUUCCACAGCACAGUCACUGGCUUCAUCUUUAUCUACUCGACAAUUACUGAGAAUUUGUCGUCGACUGUCACAACAUCCAGAUGAAAACCUUUACUAUGCUGUUAAUAAAGCCUGCCUUUCCAGGUUUUUACCAACCCUUGCCAGAUCAGCUUUACAUAAAAAUCUUCAGGAUUCUAGUAUUGAGAUAAGUCCAGAUGACACGAAGAAUCUAGAAGAAAAGGAUUAUGCAUGUGAAAUAAAAGAUGGAAUUCUGAAGAUAGGGUCUGUGACGAUGCCAAUUUAUAACUCAGCUGAGAAAAUGAAAGUGCCUGAUGUUUUGUUUUAUGAAAAUGCACAACACAUGAUGGUAAUGGAAGAUAUGCUAAAGGACUUUCUGCUGGGAGAACAUCUUCUUUUAGUUGGCAAUCAGGGUGUUGGGAAAAACAAGAUUGUUGACAGAUUCCUUCACCUUUUAAACAGACCCAGAGAGUAUAUACAGCUGCACAGGGAUACCACUGUACAAAGCCUUACCCUACAACCUUCUGUUAAAGAUGGUCUUAUUAUAUACGAAGAUUCACCCCUGGUAAAAGCAGUGAAGUUCGGACAUAUUUUGGUAGUUGAUGAGGCAGACAAAGCACCAACUAAUGUUACCUGUAUCUUAAAAACUUUAGUAGAAAGUGGAGAAAUGGUUUUGUCAGAUGGAAGGCGAAUUGUUGCCAAUCAUGCUCAUAUAGAUGGGAGAGAAAAUGUAAUAGUUGUUCAUCCUGACUUUCGAAUGAUAGUUCUAGCAAAUAGACCUGGAUUUCCUUUCUUGGGUAAUGACUUUUUUGGCACAUUAGGGGACAUUUUUAGUUGCCAUGCUGUUGAUAAUCCCAAACCACAAUCUGAACUGGCUAUGCUUAGACAAUAUGGUCCUGAUGUUCCAGAGCCAGUUCUUCAGAAACUGGUGGCUGCUUUUGGAGAACUCAGGAGCUUAGCUGACCAAGGAAUUAUUAACUAUCCCUAUUCAACUAGAGAAGUUGUUAAUAUUGUAAAACAUUUACAGAAAUUUCCAUCUGAAGGACUGGCAAGUGUUGUUCGAAAUGUAUUUGACUUUGAUUCCUACAACAACGAAAUGCGUGAAAUUUUAGUCAACACUUUGCACAAAUAUGGGAUACCCAUUGGAGCAAAACCGACCAAUGUACAACUGGCCAAGGAGUAAGAAAAACAUAAAAUAUAUAUUAAGAAGACAAAUCUCUCAUAAUCACUUUUUAAUAUUGUGUUACCUUGCUGCUAACUGGUUUAAAAUCAACCUGGAAUACUUGAAAUCAAUUCUGCUGUGGUUCAAAUGCAGAUUCCGCCUAAUAAGUGACAACAAUAUAUAUUACUUUAUGAUAGAGUAUUUGCUUAUUUCUAGUAUUAAAUCUUCAAUGUCCAUGUAAAUAUUGAUAGAUUGUAUGAUAAACAGAUAUAUAUUAAUAAAGGGAAAUACUUGUUUCU